Molecule: messenger RNA, 579 nt
Organism: Leishmania mexicana MHOM/GT/2001/U1103
Lineage: Eukaryota; Euglenozoa; Kinetoplastea; Trypanosomatida; Trypanosomatidae
Exons: 1
Coding region: 1-579 (192 amino acids)
Source: RefSeq, a predicted model, not a curated record
AUGGCGGCACCACGAGAUGCCGCUGUUCUCGCAGCGCUAAAGCAGCUAGAGGACAUGCGGGGGUGCCUGCACAGCGCCCUUCGCGAAGCCGCCUUCAGCUUCACGACUGCGCAGCGGGAAGAGGAAUCGACGCGAGGCCGUUUCGUAUCCUUGGAUGCGGUACCGACGGCCCAAGGCACUCUCGAAGCACUCGUGUCUCUCACACAAACGUCCGCCACUACCUCGACAAGUGGCGUCGAGGAGACUCGCUCUGACGAGAGCGAUGAAGUUGUCCGAAUUCACAGCAGCGGUUGUGCGUGGGAGAUGGUGCUAAUAAGCGGUGAACGAAGGAGGAAGCAGCAAGUGCCCGCAGCUGCGUCACAACACGCGUCUCCCGCGCCCGACCCUGAAAGUGAACGGUCAGAUCUCUUUCCUCCAGACCCGAUCUACUACUUUAGUGAGCACCCCUCCAGUGCCCUACGAGAGUGCCAGGAAGCCUACAGGCGCGUGUUGCGCUGCGCCGUCGACACCGUGAAUACGCAGCAGCGAGCGCUGACGGAAGCAGUGGCAAUGGCGAGGCCAGGUGCACAAGAAUCGUAA